AUGGACACUUCCUUGGACCGCGAGAGCAUAUCUAGCUAUGAGUUGGUGGUGACAGCCAGGGACGGGGGUUCGCCUUCGCUGUGGGCCACGGCCACCGUGUCCAUGAAGGUGGCCGACGUGAACGACAACGCACCCGUGUUCGCGCAGCCCGAGUACACGGUGUUCGUGAAGGAGAACAACCUGCCGGGCUCCCACAUCUUCACAGUGUGCGCGCGCGACGCGGACGCGAGCGCAGAGUGCAGCAUCCACCUGGAGGUGAUCGUGGACAGACCGCUGCAGGUUUUCCACGUGGAGGUGGAGGUGAAGGACAUUAAUGAUAACUCGCCUGUGUUCUCUCUCAAAGAACAAAGGCUGCUGAUUUCUGAAUCUAAGCAACCAGAUUCGCGUUUUCCGCUAGAGGGCGCUUUCGAUGCGGAUAUAGAAGAGAAUGCUGUAUUGACCUACAGACUAAGUCAAAACGAGUAUUUUUCUCUAGAAUCGCCAGUAAGUAGUAGGCCGACUAAAAGACUGUCACUUAUAUUAAAGAAACCUCUAGACAGAGAAAAAAACGCAGAACAUAAAAUGAUAUUGACGGCCUCAGAUGGAGGGAAACCAGAACGCACUGGCACCGUUCAGCUGUUUGUCCAAGUCUUGGAUGUUAAUGACAACGAUCCAGAGUUUGAUCAAUUAGAAUACAAAGUAAGACUGGUGGAAAACGCCGCUAAAGAAAUUCUUGUGAUAAAGUUAAAUGCCACAGAUCGAGAUGAAGGCUUAAAUGGGGAGGUAACAUACUCCUUGAAGUCAAUUAAGCCCAGUGGAAGACCCUUCUUUACACUAGAUGGAAAUAACGGAGAAGUGAGGGUCAAUGGAACUUUAGAUUAUGAAGAAAAUAAGUUUUAUGAAAUUGAAGUGCAGGCCACAGAUAAGGGAACUCCCCCGAUGGCAGGUCACUGUAUAGUCUGGGUAGAAAUCUUAGACAUCAACGAUAACUCACCACAAGUGACUGUAACUUCCUUGUCCCUCCCAGUACUUGAGGAUGCUCAAACAAGCACUGUCAUUGCAUUGAUUAGUGUAUCCGACCUCGACUCUGGCGUCAAUGGGCAAGUCACCUGCUCAUUGACGUCUGACGUUCCUUUCAAGAUCGUGUCCACCUUCAAAAACUAUUAUUCACUGGUGCUGGACAGCAAUCUGGACCGAGAGAGUGUUUCGAACUAUGAAGUGGUAGUGACUGCAAAAGACGGGGGUUCGCCCUCUCUGUGGGCCACAGCCACCGUGUCCGUGGAGGUGGCCGACGUGAACGACAACGCGCCUGUGUUCGCGCAGCCCGAGUACACGGUGUUCGUGAAGGAGAACAACCCGCCGGGCUCCCACAUCUUCACGGUGUGUGCACGUGACGCGGACGCUCAGUGCAGCAUCCACCUGGAGGUGAUCGUGGACAGACCGCUGCAGGUUUUCCACGUGGAGGUGGAGGUGAAGGACAUUAAUGACAACCCGCCUGUGUUCCCAGCGACACAAAAGAAUUUGCUUGUUUCUGAAACCAGAGCGCUUGACUCUCGGUUUUCGCUAGAGGGCGCCUGGGAUGCAGACGUUGGGGCUAACUCCGUUCUGACUUACAGACUGAGCCCCAAUGAGUAUUUCUCGCUGGAAGUACCAACCAAGGAGGAGCACGUAAAACCUCUGGAAUUGGUGUUAAAAAAGCCUCUAGACAGGGAACUUGCUUCAGAGCUUCUCUUGGUGCUCAAAGCGACGGAUGGAGGAAAACCUGAGCUGUCAGGCACAGUGGAGUUAGUAAUCACAGUGCUUGAUGUAAACGACAACGCCCCAGUGUUCGACAGAGCAAUCUAUCCUGUAAAAUUAUUGGAAAAUGCAAGAAAUGGUACACUGAUUCAGCCAGUGGAGAAAUAA
Messenger RNA from Heterocephalus glaber (naked mole-rat), 1884 nucleotides. NCBI's taxonomy places the organism in Eukaryota, Metazoa, Chordata, Mammalia, Rodentia, Bathyergidae. The record is from RefSeq and is a predicted model, not a curated record.